This is a messenger RNA of Dufourea novaeangliae, 1250 nucleotides long. It is a transcript of the gene Trm7-32, whose product is annotated as putative tRNA (cytidine(32)/guanosine(34)-2'-O)-methyltransferase. The record is from RefSeq and is a predicted model, not a curated record. The transcript is spliced from 5 exons. Gene Ontology annotation, cellular component: cytoplasm. Gene Ontology annotation, biological process: tRNA methylation; cytoplasmic translation. The coding region runs from base 103 to 1197 and encodes 364 amino acids. Lineage: Eukaryota; Metazoa; Arthropoda; Insecta; Hymenoptera; Halictidae. Gene Ontology annotation, molecular function: tRNA methyltransferase activity.
UGUGCUUGAGCACAUGAUGGCACAUGAUGUUUUACUAGCGCCAUGUUAAGUUGACUAACCUGUAAAUGUGAUAAACAAAUACUGUACACAAAUUGAUUAAGAAUGGGUAAAACAUCAAAGGAUAAACGGGAUAUAUAUUAUCGUCGGGCGAAGGAAGAGGGUUGGAGAGCAAGAAGUGCAUUUAAGUUACUCCAAAUAGACAAUGAAUGUCACAUCUUGGAUGGAGUGAACAAAGCAGUGGAUUUAUGUGCAGCACCUGGAAGCUGGAGUCAGGUGUUAUCGCGCAGACUAAAUGAGAAUUAUAGGAAGGCCUUAGAGACUGGAAAUGCAACAGCUCCAAAAAUUGUUGCUGUUGACUUGCAAGCAAUGGCAUCUUUGGAAGGAGUUAUACAAAUACAAGGGGAUAUUACUAAUACCAAUACAGCAGAGCAAAUUAUUGCACAUUUUGACAAUGAACAGGCUGAUUUGGUAGUCUGUGAUGGAGCACCUGAUGUUACAGGUCUCCAUGACAUGGAUAUCUAUAUUCAAUCACAGUUAUUACUUGCUGCUCUAAAUAUCACAACUCACAUACUCCGAAAAGGAGGUACAUUUGUGGCAAAAAUAUUUAGGGCUAAGGACGUUACACUGCUUUAUUCUCAACUAAAAAUAUUUUUCCCUUAUGUUUACUGUACAAAACCUAGUAGUUCACGUAAUUCAAGCAUAGAAGCCUUUGUAGUGUGCAAAGAUUAUUCACCACCUGAGGGCUACCAGCCACAUAUGCUAAAUCCUCUCUUGACACAUAAGCCAUAUGAUUUUAAUGAGCUCACAGGAGUUAAUAGGGUUAUUGUGCCGUUUGUUGUUUGUGGAGAUCUUAAUCAGCCUGAUUCUGACACAUGCUAUCCCCUGGAUUAUGAAGGAAAGGAGUACACGUACCAUGAACCAGUACAGACACCUAUCGCGCCACCAUACGAGCAAGCUUUGUCCUUAUUAGAAAACAGAGACACUGAUUUCAGAAAAUCCGAUGUCAGUGUCGUAAUAGAUAAUCUAAACUCAAUGUCUAUAUCGGAUUUCAAGAAGAUAGCGAAGCAAAAACGGAAGGAGACAAAUGAAAAAAUAAUAAAUUCAGAUAAUAAAGAAACUAUUAGUGAGGAUGCAUUAGGUCUUACUGAAGUAAUGUCCACCCCGCUAUCUGAUAAUACAAAUGAUGAUAAUGAAUGAAACAGUGCACCGUAUUGUAAGCGAACAAUAAAAGUGACGACUUUGUUAUUAAA